Messenger RNA from Dissoconium aciculare CBS 342.82, 579 nucleotides. RefSeq lists its product as uncharacterized. The coding region runs from base 1 to 579 and encodes 192 amino acids. The record is from RefSeq and is a predicted model, not a curated record. Lineage: Eukaryota; Fungi; Ascomycota; Dothideomycetes; Mycosphaerellales; Dissoconiaceae. The transcript has a single exon.
AUGAACAGACCUCGUAAUCGCCAGUCAAGACCGCCCCGCAAUGAGGCUGGUCGUGGCCAUGGCGCUGCUGCGGACAGUGGUCGGUCGACGAAGAACAACCACGCAAGGCCGAGUUACCCUUCAUUUGUCCCAAAGGUCCACCAAGUGAUUCCGGGCGCGGGGGUUUCAAUUGUCUUGAAACAAGAUCAGCCUACUGGUCGCGAAGUUCAAGGCAUUGUUGCAGAUGUAUUGACGCGUGGCGACCAUCCACGCGGUAUCAAGGUCCGCCUUCGAGAUGGACGUGUCGGUCGAGUCCAGCGAAUGAGUGAUGGACGCGAGACAGCGCACCCUGAGACAUCACGAGGCCACGUGCAAACCGGAGUCAUCGACCAAUCUGCAGGACAUGGCCAUGACGGACGACUUCCGGCUCGUACGCUCGCAGAUUACCUCCCUACCUUGGAUAAUGACGGCACUUUGACAGGACACGAAAGCCUCGGAGCUGGAGAAUUUUCUACUGCUACGGCUAUCUGCCCUAUAUGCGGAAAUUUCGAAGGUGAUGAAGUUGCGGUGUCUCAUCAUGUUCAAAGUCAUCUGGAGUAG